This is a messenger RNA of Musa acuminata AAA Group (dessert banana), 1898 nucleotides long. Its product is annotated as protein-tyrosine-phosphatase MKP1-like. Lineage: Eukaryota; Viridiplantae; Streptophyta; Magnoliopsida; Zingiberales; Musaceae. The transcript has 3 exons. The record is from RefSeq and is a predicted model, not a curated record. Gene Ontology annotation, molecular function: protein tyrosine/serine/threonine phosphatase activity; actin filament binding. The coding region runs from base 226 to 1734 and encodes 502 amino acids. Gene Ontology annotation, biological process: protein dephosphorylation.
AUGCGAGGUAUAAGCCCAUCAAAUCUCCUUCAUUUUCACUUUUUUUUUAAUUUUUAUUUUUCAGCGUUGGAACGAGGCCAUGUAAAAAGUACUGACUUUUUCCUUGUCUUCUCAGACGCAGCUGUGGCACCUUCGAGGACUUAUCGAUGUGGUUGCGGCGUCCCGCCCUGAUCCCUACACCCGCGGUUUAGGUUCGCUAUACUCCUUGGGGUUGGGUUCGGUUGGAUGAUAGAGGAGGGUGCCAAGAUGAGGGGCGGAGAGGAUGCGCCCGCUGGCCCGCCCUCCGGCGUCCGGAGAACUUUUUGGAGGUCUUCGUCAUGGUCCUCAUCACGGAUCGCCGCGCAGGACCAUUCGAAAGAUUCCACCUCCGAGGACAGCAACUCGGCCGAUGCUCCCUGCCCGCCUCCCCCCUUCACUCCAAGAUCGCAGAGCCACAAGGCCCGCUCGUGCCUCCCUCCUCUCGCCAUCGCCCGCCGGAGCUUCGACGAGUGGCCUAAGCCCGGUUCCGAUGACCUCGAGCAAUGGCCCCAUCCGCCCACCCUCGGUGCCAAGCCCGACGAGGGCUUAAAGCCGGAUCAUUCUUCGCUAAGGACCCCAGGUACGAGAGAUCAGAUCGCUUUCAAGGAGUGCUCCAAGGUCGCAGACCAUGUCUACCUCGGCGGAGACUAUGUUGCUAGGAACAGAGAAAUCCUUCGCCAGCACGGGAUUACCCAUGUCCUCAACUGUGUUGGUUUUGUUUGCCCCGAGUACUUCAAAUCAGACCUCAUCUACAAGACUCUUUGGUUGCAGGACAGCCCGUCGGAGGACAUCAUUAGUAUUCUGUAUGAUGUGUUCGAUUACUUUGAGGAUGUGCGGGAGCAAGGUGGGAGGGUGUUCGUCCAUUGCUGCCAGGGUGUUUCACGGUCGACUUCUCUGGUAAUAGCUUACCUGAUGUGGAGAGAAGGGCAGAGCUUCGAUGAUGCAUUCCGGUUUGUGAAGACGGCAAGGGGGAUCGCCAACCCCAACAUGGGCUUCGCUUGUCAAUUGCUGCAGUGCCAGAAGAGGGUCCACGCCAUCCCCCCGAGUCCCGCUCCGGUGCUGACGAUGUACCGAAUGGCUCCGCACUCACCGUACGAUCCUCUGCAUCUCGUCCCCAGGAUGUUGAACGAUCCAUCUCCUGCCGCUUUGGAUUCCCGGGGAGCAUUCAUCGUUCAUGUCCUCUCAUCCUUGUAUGUGUGGAUCGGGAACGACUGUGAACCCGCGAUGGAGGAGGAUGCAAAAGCUGCCGCCUUACAGGUGGUAAGGUACGAGCGGGUUCAGGGGCCACAUGCCACGGUUGAAGAAGGGGAGGAGCCCUCGGAAUUCUGGGAGGCCUUCUCGAGUGCACCCCCUUCGGAGGAGGAGGAGGGCAGGGAGACGAACGAGGAACGGGUUGAAUCAGCUGCUAAGAUGAUCGCCGGUGCGAGGAGAGUGGAAUCCUAUGAUGCUGACUUCGAGCUUUUCCAUGGGGCUCUCGCCGGAGGUAUCAUCCCACCGUUCUCUUGUUCGGGACAGGGGCAGGAAAACCAUCUUCCUGCAAGAGAAAGCGACUGGAGCUUAUCGAGGCCUUCUCGGCCCCCCCAAACUUGGUACAAGAUGCUCUCCUUUGUUCCAUGGGGUUGCAGAUACACUCCCCUUUGCUACAGUACCAUCAGAACAAGUUCUCCGGAGUGGAUCAUCAGGGUUGUGGUCUCUUCUGCUCUUAUCCUCUCGUAAAGCAACACCAAGUUAUUCUGUCGAGCACUAAUGGGGAAUCUCCAUUAGCAAUCAAUCCAUCCAUGGCCAAAAAAAAGGACAGGAGGCUCUUCCCCCUCAUCAACCCAGCUUUCGAAAAGCUUGGAUGCUCUGGGCCAGCAACAUUAUUCUUUGGAAUCAAUCAA